Micromonas pusilla CCMP1545 is the source of this 1137-nucleotide messenger RNA. RefSeq lists its product as uncharacterized. The transcript has a single exon. The record is from RefSeq and is a predicted model, not a curated record. Bases 1 to 1137 code for a protein of 378 amino acids. Lineage: Eukaryota; Viridiplantae; Chlorophyta; Mamiellophyceae; Mamiellales; Mamiellaceae.
AUGAGCGCCGCGGCGACGGCCUCGGGGCCGAGGGCGGCGGCCGCGCCGCGCGCGUGCGCGACGUCCCACCGCGGGCGCGGAGCGACGCCUUGGACCAUCGCGACCGCGCGCGCGACGCGCGUCGUUCCCCGCGCGCCGCGCAGCGUCGAAGAGACGGAUCGAGUCGUCGUCGUCGUCGUCGAGGAGGCGCGCGAGGCGCGCGAGACGCGCGAAGCGGACGACGACGCGGACGACGCCGAGGCGGCGCGACCGGCGUCCAGCGCCGCCGACGAGACCGCGGUCGCGAGCGCGAGCGCGAGCGCGAGCGCGAGCGCGGACGCGCGCGCGUGGGCGGUCGGCCUCGCCGCCGCGGUCGGCGUCGGCGUCGCCUCGCUCGCGAUCGACCCGUCGUCGUUCCCGCGCGCGCCAUCGUCGCCGCCGUCGUCGCCGCCGUCGUGGUCGUGGUCGUCGUCGUCGUCGCGCGGCGCGCGCGUUCAGGCGACGACGCCGACGACCGGGCACCCCGCGGGGGCGACGUGCGGCACGUUCAGCGCCGCGCGGACCGCCGUCGCGCGCGACGUCCUGACGUGCAACCAGGACAACUGGGAGGCGGGGUGCCUGUCGCACUACUCGGAGGACGUGACGUACGUGGACGGGCCGGGGCUGACGAACGUCCGCGGGAAAGACGCGAUGGCGAGGUACCUGAAGAACCAGUUCGACUUCAGCCGGCAGUAUCUCACCGUGAGCGACGAGACGUGCGUGGGCGACACGUACGUCGCGCGGUGGAGCCUGGACAUGGACUUGGGCACCGGCAACUUGAGAGGCAUGCCGGGGAUCAGCGUGUUGAAGUUCGCGACGGAGACGGACGAGGACGCGGCGGGCGAGGGAGGCGGCGCGGAGGGCGCGGAAGGCGCGGAGGGCGGCGGAGGAGGAAGCGGCGGCGGCGCGUCCGACGCGGCGCGAGCGACCGCCGCCGGCGCCGGCGGCGCGACGGGGGACCGAAACGCGGUGCGGUAUCACCGCGACUACCUCCCGGACGGGAAGAUAUGGGAGAACGCCCCGGUCGUCGGGCCGCUCGUGAAGUUUCAGAGGGCGACGUACACCGCGUGCAUGCUGUCCGAGUCGGGGUGCGCUGAUUUAUUAGGGGCGCCGAAGUAG